AUGGCUGCUUUACACAAUCCUCUGGCGAACGGGAGUGCAGGUGCUGGUGGCGGCGGUGCCGCCACCAGCACCGCCGCCACGACAACUGCUGCUGCAGUGCCCGUCCCCACUGAUAGUAACGGACAACUGGUCAAUAAAAACAACAAGAAGGGAGUCAAGAAGAUCCCCAGGCCCAGAAACGCAUUCAUCCUGUUCAGACAGCACUACCAUCGGAUUCUGAUCGACGAUUGGACGAAACACGGCGUUGAUAUACCGCACAACACGCAGAUUUCAAAGAUCCUGGGCACCAAAUGGAAGGAAUUGGGGCCCGAGGAGAAACACCAGUGGGAUGAACUGGCAAGACAGGAGAAAUUGGAACACGAGAGGAAGUACCCACAGUACAAGUAUAAGCCGGUUCGUAAGACCACCAAGAAGAAACUGCAGUUGCAAGCAGAACAGCAGCAGCAACAACAAGAACAACAGCAGCAGCAGCAGCAAGCCCAGCAACAACAACAAUUACAACAAGCCCAACAGCAAGAACACCUACGCCAACAGCACCAACACUUGCAACAACCACACAUACCAGUGCUGUCGCAGAACGCCGGCAGCACAGUGCCGUCCAUGUACCACCAGCCGCCCCCCGGAGCUGCCAACGUCAACACGGGCGCCCAGGCCACGGCUACUGCAGAGAUGCCCAACACGUAUAUGCCGAUGUCCAUCUCCGGGUUCUACGGCGGGUCAGCGGGGGCAAACCCUGCAGCGUACUACCCGUACACUGUGCCCUUCACGCCAAGCUCAUCGAGGUCAAACACAAACUCUAACGUGGCAGCAGGUGCUAAUGCGCCAAACAACGCUGCUGGUGAUUUCUUCCAACAGCAACAGCAACAGCAACAACAACAACAACAGUACGCGGCGAUGUCCGCGGCACAACAACAGUACGGUAUAGGACAGGACUACUCGUCGAUCUCGAAGAACACUUCACAAGUGGUACUGCCGUACUUCGCAGACGCAAAGAGCACACAACAGCAACAGCAACAGAUGUACCAGGAUGUCGCUCCUUAUACCACCACUGCUGAUUAUGUGUCGAACCCAGCGACGAUGGGUGCCGGAGGGGGUGGCAGUGGGGCCACGACCGCCACGACCGCGGCCGCCUCGGUCUCCAACAACACGACCGCCAGCACGAACGGCACCCACACGGCACGCGGGGGCGCCGCCGCCGCGGCAAACACAAGACUACCGCCGGCACAGAACUACUACUACUACAACAUGCCGCCGCAGCAACUGGCCCCACAGCCCGCGACACAGGUCACCCCACAGCAGAUCUCACAGCAGCUGCACCCUACCCAAUACCAGGACUACAACAGCAUCAAGAACACUACUAACGCGCUGCAGCAGUACCACGACUACGGCAACAACAAGACCGCCUUCCACCACCAGCCUCCGCAACAACCGCACCAACUGCAACUACAACAGCAGCAACACCAGCAGCCACCAAGCACCACGGGCAGUAGCAUCGAACACCUCGAUAUGGGCAACGUGUACCACAACACCAAACCGACGAACCAGAACUGA
Molecule: messenger RNA, 1551 nt
Organism: Huiozyma naganishii CBS 8797
Lineage: Eukaryota; Fungi; Ascomycota; Saccharomycetes; Saccharomycetales; Saccharomycetaceae
Gene: ROX1
Product: Rox1p
Exons: 1
Coding region: 1-1551 (516 amino acids)
Biological process (GO): negative regulation of transcription by RNA polymerase II; cell differentiation; anatomical structure morphogenesis
Molecular function (GO): DNA-binding transcription factor activity, RNA polymerase II-specific; RNA polymerase II cis-regulatory region sequence-specific DNA binding
Source: RefSeq, a predicted model, not a curated record